This is a messenger RNA of Meloidogyne enterolobii, 1142 nucleotides long. The record is from the annotation of a GenBank genome assembly. NCBI's taxonomy places the organism in Eukaryota, Metazoa, Nematoda, Chromadorea, Rhabditida, Meloidogynidae.
GAAAUACAUAUAACAGCUUUUAAACCGAUUCACGGAUUUCUAAUUUUAUCCCACAUACUUGAUCCCGCAAACAAGAUUUUGCCGACCUCUAGUAUUAUUUUAUCUGUUACCAAUUUGGGCUUGUGCAAUUUUUCUCUUUGUGAGACUCUUAGUGCCGUUAACUUUCAAUAUUUUUUAAUUUUUAUUUUUUCUCUUCAAAAUUUUUAAUUUAAUUUAUUUCAGUGUUGAUUAUGAAUGGUGAUGAAUUCCUUUGUGUCAAUAAUACAACAAAAAUUAGUCGUGAGGAGUUAAUGGCAUAUGUACGAGAAGAAUUAAUUUGCACUAUUGGCAGUGCAGAUAGUCCAGUUACUAUUCCAGUUUUAAUUACAACAUUCAGGGAAGAUACGUGUAACGAUAUUGGUGUUCUCGCUGAAAAACUUGGAUAUCCAUCAAUUCCUGCUAUGCUGGGUUCAGACGACUUUCGUGACAUUAUAGAACCUUGUUAUACUGACAUGGCGAAGGGUGCUGGUAAUGUAAAUCCUGAGAAGAUCAAAUCUCGACCAGACAUUGCCCAUAUUUUAAGCUCAAUAGAAGAUGCUAAUCGUUUUCGAAGUGCAAAAGAGACAGAGAAAUUUAGAAGAUUACAGGUUCUAAUUCGCGACCCAAAAUCUUGUCCGAAAAUUCUUAUGGGAAAAGAAAAUUUAUUGAAAUGUCUACAUAGUUUGGGUGCAGAAGAAAGGGAAGUAGAAUUACAAGAACUUCAAAAUGAGUAUAAACAAAAUUAUGGAGUUGAAAUGAAUAAAUCGGAAUUAAAACGCUUUUUUCCAACUGGCAAGCUUAAAACAAUUAUCGACACCUAUUUAUACAAUGAUAUUGAAAUUUUCACUGAUAAUAACCGGACGGGAUCUCUUCUUUUCAAAAUGAAACGAACAAUGGAUGAGGUUAAUGCUGAAUGUGAGAAAAUCCUUAAAGAACGAUUGGAAGCUAUUAAAAUGGAAGAAGAGGCUGAAAAAUUAAAAUUGAAGAACAAGUUCAAGACGAAAAAGCCCAAGAAUAUACAGCCAGUACAACCAAGGAAAUUACGCGUGAUUAAGCCGCCGCCUGAACCAAAAAUUGUAUGUAUCAGUUUAGGUUAUUUUUUAAAUAUUAAUGAUAGUUUUUAA